AUGAAUAUUGUUUCUUAUAACAUUAGGGGGUGUGGGAAUUCUGCGAAAAGAGGAAGAAUUCGUCAAUUACUGCAAAGGGGUAAUACAGACAUGUGUUUUAUUCAAGAAUCUAAGGUUACUAGGGUGAGUGAAGGUCUCAUUAAAAGCACCUGGGGGUAUGUGGGUUGUAACUGGCCAGCUAAAGAGGCAGAGGGGCGUUCUGGUGGAAUCAUAACUAUUUGGAAGAAGGGCGUUAUUCAUCCGAUUUCCUCUUUCAGAGGAAAAGGACUAUUGGGGGUAAAUGCAUUAUGGAAUGGUAUAAACUGCUAUUUUGUUAACGUCUAUUCCUCUUGUUUAGCAUCUGAAAAACGUGAAUUAUGGGCCGAAUUACUGAGAUUGAAGGACAAGUUAGAAGUGGGGGAAUGGGUGGUGAGAGGAGAUUUUAAUGCCGUGAAAUCUAAGGAGGAGAGGAGGGGGAGGGGUGGUGGAUUCAAACUAGGUGAGAUUGAGGAUUUUAGUUCUUUUAUUGAUAUGAUGGAAUUGGUGGAUGUUUCUGUGGUAGGCUGCACUCAUACUUGGAUAAAUGCAUCAGGGAUGGCAAGUAGUAGGAUAGACAGAUUUCUUCUAUCGGAAGGGAUUAUUCAAGCUUGGAAAAUUGUGGCGCAAUAUACAGGAAGCAGGGAUAUAUCUGAUCAUAGACCUAUUUGGAUUAAGGCUUGA
Messenger RNA from Vicia villosa (hairy vetch), 699 nucleotides. RefSeq lists its product as uncharacterized. Bases 1 to 699 code for a protein of 232 amino acids. Gene Ontology annotation, biological process: base-excision repair. The record is from RefSeq and is a predicted model, not a curated record. Gene Ontology annotation, cellular component: nucleus. The transcript has a single exon. Lineage: Eukaryota; Viridiplantae; Streptophyta; Magnoliopsida; Fabales; Fabaceae. Gene Ontology annotation, molecular function: phosphoric diester hydrolase activity; double-stranded DNA 3'-5' DNA exonuclease activity; DNA-(apurinic or apyrimidinic site) endonuclease activity.